UGAUUAGCUGCUACAGACCCACCCCCUCGCCGGUUAGCGGGGAGGCGAAGCCUGGAUUGGUGGAGCUGGAAGAGCCGGCUCAGUUGUAUCUCUCGUUCCUGGUACAGGGCUGAGAUGGCGUCUGCGACUUGGCUGCUGGGGCGGCGUGUGGCGAGCUGGAAGCUGUCGCCGCCGCUUGCCGGCUUCGUUUCCCAGCGGGCCCACUCGCUUUUGCCUGUAGACGAUACAAUCAACGGGCUAAGCGAGGAGCAGAAGCAGCUUCGUCAGACCAUGGCUAAGUUCCUUCAGGAGCACCUGGCCCCCAAGGCCCAGGAGAUUGAUCGCAGCAAUGAGUUCAAGAACCUGCGAGAGUUUUGGAAGCAGCUGGGGAACCUGGGCGUAUUGGGCAUCACAGCUCCCGUUCAUUAUGGCGGCUCUGGCCUGGGCUACCUGGAGCAUGUGCUGGUGAUGGAGGAGAUAUCCCGAGCGUCUGGAGCAGUGGGGCUCAGUUACGGUGCCCACUCCAACCUUUGCAUCAAUCAGCUUGUGCGCAAUGGGAAUGAGGCCCAGAAAGAGAAGUAUCUUCCCAAGCUGAUCAGUGGUGAGUACAUUGGAGCCCUGGCCAUGAGUGAGCCCAAUGCAGGCUCUGACGUUGUCUCUAUGAAGCUCAAAGCAGAAAAGAAAGGAGAUCACUACAUCCUGAAUGGCAACAAGUUCUGGAUCACUAAUGGCCCUGAUGCUGACGUCCUGAUUGUCUAUGCCAAGACAGAUCUGGCUGCUGUGCCGGCUUCUCGGGGCAUCACGGCCUUCAUUGUGGAGAAGGGUAUGCCUGGCUUUAGUACCUCUAAGAAGCUGGACAAGCUGGGGAUGAGGGGCUCUAACACCUGUGAGCUCAUCUUUGAAGACUGCAAGGUUCCUGCUGCCAACAUCCUGGGCCAUCAGAAUAAGGGAGUCUACGUGCUGAUGAGUGGGCUGGACCUGGAGCGGCUGGUGCUGGCCGGGGGGCCUCUUGGGCUCAUGCAAGCGGUCCUGGACCACACCAUUCCCUACCUGCACGUGAGGGAAGCCUUUGGCCAGAAGAUUGGCCACUUCCAGUUGAUGCAGGGGAAGAUGGCUGACAUGUACACCCGCCUCAUGGCGUGUCGGCAGUAUGUCUACAAUGUCGCCAAGGCCUGCGAUGAGGGCCACUGCACUGCCAAGGACUGUGCAGGUGUGAUUCUUUACUCAGCUGAGUGUGCCACACAGGUAGCCCUGGACGGCAUUCAGUGUUUUGGUGGCAAUGGCUACAUCAAUGACUUUCCCAUGGGCCGCUUUCUUCGAGAUGCCAAGCUGUAUGAGAUAGGGGCUGGAACCAGUGAGGUGAGGCGGCUGGUCAUCGGCAGAGCCUUCAAUGCGGACUUUGACUAGUCCCAAGACCCCCUUUCCCUGCACCUAGAGGCCUUUCUUGGGAAGUAGAGAUGUGGCAGCUCUCCCACCCUGGCCACAGCAGGCCCUCCUGCCCAGCUGCUCUUCUUGCGUCAACCCUCUGGCCUCUGGAUGAGGUUGCAUUCUACAACGUUCUACAUAACGGCUGCCAAGCACAUGGGCCUCACAGCCAGGCCAGUGCCAGGACUAGUGUUCUGUAAUUUAAAAUGGACUCAGCAGGAAGCAUAUUGUCGGGGGAUUGUUCGGAUGGGCUUUGGUGACUCUGUGCCCUUGCUCUCUAACUUCCGAUCCCACCUCCCAGAGUAGGCAUCUAGGGGCAUGCAGGUACCCACCUCUUCCUCUUGGGUGAGGCCUCUGACAGGGAGAUCUCUCUGCUCAAGCACAGCAGAAUCAUGGCCCCCUCCAUGUUCUAGAACUGGGUACAGGUUGAAUAUCCCUAAUCCUGAAAUUGGAGACAGUUCUGGUUCCAAGCAUUUUGGAUAAGCCAUACUUAACUUGCAGUCUGUUUUCUGGGAGAAAAAAAAAUACAAAAAGCCUAGCUCAGCCAGGCA
Molecule: messenger RNA, 1955 nt
Organism: Cebus imitator (Panamanian white-faced capuchin)
Lineage: Eukaryota; Metazoa; Chordata; Mammalia; Primates; Cebidae
Gene: IVD
Product: isovaleryl-CoA dehydrogenase
Exons: 12
Coding region: 115-1386 (423 amino acids)
Biological process (GO): L-leucine catabolic process
Cellular component (GO): mitochondrion
Molecular function (GO): flavin adenine dinucleotide binding; 3-methylbutanoyl-CoA dehydrogenase activity
Source: RefSeq, a predicted model, not a curated record